This is a messenger RNA of Schistosoma rodhaini, 1697 nucleotides long. NCBI's taxonomy places the organism in Eukaryota, Metazoa, Platyhelminthes, Trematoda, Strigeidida, Schistosomatidae. The record is from the annotation of a GenBank genome assembly.
UUUUAACAUCAAAAUUUGAGUUUAGGUAGUUAGAAAAUUUUAACUUGACGUAUUAUCGGUACAUUAGUAAUUGUAUAUUGAACAGUGUUUCUUCACUGCAGAUUUUGUUGACAAAUUUUAAGAAGAAAUUUAAAAUGAAACCGAUUUCCGUGUAUUCAAUUACUUGUUGAUUAGUUUUUCUUUUCCUACUGAAGACCAUAUGGUGUGGCUAAUAAGACGAAAGGAUGGUGUUUCACCAAUAUUCCCUCUUCGUGGAUGCUUUUGUUUGGAUAAUCGUUUGGGUUGUUUUAUCUCAACGAUAACCACAGCAAUUAGUUCUGCUAUUUCAUGGAUAUUUGUAGUGCUAGAUCUGGUUACUUGGGCAAUUCCAGAUUUUGUUAUUGAUCCUCAGUUCCCAACUUAUUGGCGUAUUAGAUUUUGGAAAGGCUUCAUAUUGUGUGAUAUCUUCAUGUUUUUUGCAAAUCUUAUUCUUUUGAUAAUGUCCGUAAUCGUGAUUGUUGCUAUUUCUUGGCCAGCGAGAUACAGACUUUACCAUUUGAAAUCAUAUCUCCGAGCCUGGUGCAUAAUCAUGAUUUUGUACCAGAUCGCUAAUCUAGGAGUUGGUGUUUAUACGUACUCUUGGUAUGGACUUGCUGCAUGGCGUGCACCGUACUUGAUCUUCAGUGUGAUGUAUUUCAUUGUAUGUUACGUUCUCUAUGUGAGUUGAGGUUCAUUUCAUCUUCUGCGUUAUUUCAGUUUGUCCUGUUAGCCGUCGUCCCAUCGUCGUUGUCCAAUAUGUGUAUUAAGAUUCGUUUUCAUUAUAUUAUAAUAUGUUGUCGUUAAUUUCUUUUGCAGCUAUGGUGUUGGAUAAUUUGUUGGUCGUAUAAGGUAGAGAUUGAUAUCGCUCUUGAAACUGAGGAUGAUAAAAUGGCGGUUUACAUUUAUUCUCAAGUAGACGAAAACAGUCUGAGAACUGGAAUAUCUUCUUUUUACAAUUAGAACACACUUAUUUCAAAUCAGAAAGACUGUUAACUAAUCGUGUUUCUUGUUUUAGGUUGGGUUUUUGAUAGUUGGAUAUUCAUACUAUUCAGAAAUCAGGCUCGCACUAGUUGGAGAGGGUGAUCCAGAAGUUUUACAGGAAAUCAACUUCCUCAGUGGAGCUGCGAGUACAAUGUCACCUCAUAUCUAUACCUUCCCACAAAACCAAAAAAUAUAAGUUAUACUCUUUUGAUAUUAGUGCCACUGAUUUCAUGAUGUGUUGACUUCUGUCAUUAUAACGGUUCUAAAUAAAAAUAUUUGGAGAUGAUUAGACGUCAAAAACUUGUUUAUGAGAAAAAUUCUACUGAUUUUAACUGAACCUUGUCUUUUUUUAACACAUUAUUGUCUUGUGGAAGAAGCUUUAUGCUCACAAUUUAGAUUUUUGAUUCUCAAUAAUUUAUUUGUUGAAAAGUGUGCAUGUAUUUAUUUAUUACCAAUUUAGAUAUCUGUUAAGUUUUUAUGUAUGUGGUUUGACAUCAUACACAGUUUGUAAUGGUCUAUAUGCAGCAGAAUAUCAAGCAUUCACAGUUUACUGCAUUGAUAAUUUUUACAUGCUGAACGUAUCACUGAUAGGAAAUAAAAGUAUAUAAGUUUGUUUGGGACAAUUCUGUUGAGAGUGGAUGUAAACAAGGUCCAUAUGACUAGGUCGGCUAGUAAGGAGUUGAAAAGCACGUUUCUCA